This is a messenger RNA of Peromyscus eremicus (cactus mouse), 4036 nucleotides long. RefSeq names its product ubiquitin specific peptidase 20 (gene Usp20). The transcript has 26 exons. Gene Ontology annotation, molecular function: zinc ion binding; cysteine-type deubiquitinase activity. Bases 1049 to 3796 code for a protein of 915 amino acids. Lineage: Eukaryota; Metazoa; Chordata; Mammalia; Rodentia; Cricetidae. Gene Ontology annotation, biological process: protein deubiquitination. The record is from RefSeq and is a predicted model, not a curated record.
GGGCCUGCUGGCACACCCUUCCGGCUGUGUCCAUUCCUCACUGUGUGACCUCAGGCUUUGCUCUUCUGUCGGAAGCGAAGCUGCCAUUCCUGCCAGAGAGGGUUGCUUGAGUAGUCCGAUCAGCCUCAUUCUGCCGUCACCGAUUACUGGCUUUCCCCUUUAUUUUCCAUAUCUGCGUUUCAUAAUGUCACUGUUGCUGAUUCAUGGGAAAGUAAGCCCAGGCAGUCUGGCCUUUUGUGCCCACGUAUCUCAAGCAGUCGUCAGAGAAUAAGGGAGGUUAUCAUCGUGCACAGCCAGAGAACGAUGUUCUGGAAAACCUUUAUAACAACCAUUCUCCAAGGAUGCUGUGACAACGGGCCACAGGAGGGGCUGCUUAAGCAAUACCAAUUAGUGGUCUCAAGUUCUGGACGGGUUUAGGUUUCAGACAGCACCUUCUCAUUGGACUCUUUGGCCUUCUGUGUGACGGCCUCCAUUGCUUCUUUGUGCUUGAGUCCCGUCAGGGCCACCACAGAGACCUGAUUUUCACUUAUUUCUCCCAAGUCCUUACCUCCAAAUACAUGUAGGAAUUUUGGGGUGGGGUGGGACAGUUCAGUGGUUAUCAGUGGUGGGGAGGUGCUCAGUCAGCAUAGUGCUUUCCUAGCCAGCAUGAGGACCUGAGUUCAGUCAUCAUGUGAAAAAUCUGGGUAUGUGGUAUAUGUCUGUAAUCCCGGCACUGGAGGGAAAAGAUGAGGAGAUCUGUGGGGUUCAGUGGCCAGCUAGUCUAGCUUAAUCAAUGAGCUGCAGGUUCUGUGAGGGACCCUGUCUCAAGAAACAAGGUGGACAGCUCCAGAGAAGGGGACACCCAAGCUUGGUCACUGGCUUCCACACACACAAGCACAAUGUGCACCCUCACCCACACUCCCAGGUGCACACCUCCUCAGCAGCCGGUCACUGUCAACAGAGAAUGUGCAUGCUGGCCUCCUCCUGCAUGUGCCUUUGACUCAGAUACGCUGCUGUUGACGCUUUGGCGACCUCUUCCAUCCUGCUUCCUGGGGAAGCCUGGGUCAGAAUGGGAGACGCCAGAGACAUCUGCCCUCACCUGGACUCCAUAGGGGAGGUGACCAAAGAGGACUUGCUGUUUAAGUCUAAGGGAACCUGCCAGUCCUGUGGUGUUGCUGGACCUAACCUAUGGGCCUGCCUCCAGGUCACCUGUCCCUAUGUUGGCUGUGGAGAGUCCUUUGCUGACCACAGCACCAUUCACGCACAGGUGAAAAAGCACAACCUGACUGUGAACCUGACCACGUUCCGGGUGUGGUGCUAUGCCUGUGAGCGCGAAGUCUUCCUGGAGCAGCGCCUGGCAGUCCACCUGCCCAGCUCCUCAGCCAAGCUCUCAGAGCAGGACUCCCCACCCCCCUCCCACCCUCUGAAAGCCGUCCCCAUUGCUGUGGCUGAUGAAGGAGAAUCUGAGUCUGAGGACGAUGACCUGAAGCCUCGAGGCCUUACAGGCAUGAAGAACCUGGGGAACUCCUGUUACAUGAACGCUGCCCUGCAGGCCUUGUCCAAUUGCCCUCCACUCACCCAGUUCUUCCUGGAGUGUGGUGGCCUGGUGCGCACGGACAAGAAGCCAGCCUUGUGCAAAAGUUACCAGAAGUUGAUCUCUGAGGUCUGGCACAAGAGACGGCCAAGCUAUGUGGUCCCCACCAGCCUGUCCCAUGGGAUCAAGUUGGUCAACCCGAUGUUCCGAGGCUAUGCCCAGCAGGACACCCAGGAGUUCCUACGCUGCCUGAUGGACCAGCUUCACGAGGAGCUCAAGGAGCCCAUGGUAGCUGCUGUGACAGCACUCACUGAUGCCCGGGACUCAGAUUCCAGUGACACAGAGGAGAGGCGUGAUGGAGACCGGAGCCCGUCAGAGGACGAGUUUCUGUCCUGUGACUCGAGCAGUGACAGGGGGGAGGGUGAUGGGCAAGGGCGUGGUGGAGGUAACUCGAAGGCUGAGAUGGAGCUGCUGAUCCCAGAUGAGGCGGGCCGAGCCAUCUCUGAGAAGGAGCGCAUGAAGGACCGCAAGUUCUCCUGGGGCCAGCAGCGCACCAACUCAGAGCAAGUGGAUGAGGAUGCUGAUGUGGACACGGCCAUGGCCUCCCUUGACAACCAACCCAUCGAGACCCAGCCACCAUCACCAAGGUCCACCAGCCCCUGCCGGACCCCAGAGCCAGACAACGAAGCUCACAUCCGCAGCUCCUCUCGCCCCUGCAGCCCUGUCCACCACCACGAGGGCCAUACCAAGCUGUCCAGCAGCCCUCCUCGUGCAAGCCCUGUGAGGAUGGGGCCAUCGUACGUGCUCAAGAAAGCCCAGGUGCCCAGUACUGGUGGCCGGAGGCGGAAGGAGCAGAGCUACCGCAGUGUCAUCUCAGAUGUCUUCAAUGGCUCUGUCCUCAGCCUGGUGCAGUGUCUCACCUGUGACCGGGUGUCUACCACGGUGGAGACAUUCCAGGACCUGUCAUUGCCCAUCCCUGGCAAGGAAGACCUAGCCAAACUCCACUCUGCCAUCUACCAGAAUGUACCAGCCAAGCCGGGAGCCUGUGGGGACAGCUACUCCUCCCAGGGCUGGCUGGCCUUCAUCGUGGAGUACAUCCGACGGUUCGUGGUAUCCUGUACCCCCAGCUGGUUUUGGGGGCCUGUCGUCACACUGGAGGACUGCCUGGCUGCUUUCUUUGCUGCUGAUGAGCUGAAGGGUGACAACAUGUACAGCUGUGAGCGGUGUAAGAAGCUUCGGAAUGGUGUGAAGUACUGUAAAGUCCUGUGUCUGCCUGAGAUUCUGUGUGUCCACCUGAAGCGCUUCCGGCAUGAGGUGAUGUACUCCUUCAAAGUCAGCAGCCAUGUCUCCUUCCCCCUCGAGGGACUCGACCUACGCCCUUUUCUGGCCAAGGAAUGCACGUCUCAGGUCACCACAUAUGACCUCCUCUCUGUCAUUUGUCACCAUGGCACAGCAGGCAGUGGGCACUACAUUGCCUAUUGUCAGAAUGUGAUCAAUGGGCAGUGGUAUGAAUUCGAUGACCAGUAUGUCACCGAGGUCCAUGAGACAGUGGUGCAGAAUGUGGAGGCCUAUGUGCUCUUCUACAGGAAGAGCAGCGAGGAGGCCAUGCGGGAGCGGCAGCAGGUGGUGUCCCUGGCUGCCAUGCGGGAGCCCAGCCUGCUGCGGUUCUACGUGUCUCGAGAAUGGCUGAACAAGUUCAACACCUUUGCAGAGCCAGGGCCUAUCACCAACCACACCUUCCUGUGUUCGCACGGAGGUAUCCCACCCAACAAAUACCACUACAUCGAUGACCUGGUGGUCAUUCUGCCACAGAGCGUCUGGGAGCACCUGUAUGGCAGGUUUGGGGGCGGCCCUGCUGUGAAUCAUCUGUACGUGUGCUCCAUCUGCCAGGUGGAGAUCGAGGCCCUGGCCAAGCGCAGGAGAGUGGAGAUUGACACUUUCAUCAAGCUGAACAAGGCAUUCCAAGCAGAGGAGUCUCCCGGAGUCAUCUACUGCAUCAGCAUGCACUGGUUCCGAGAGUGGGAGGCUUUCGUCAAGGGGAAGGACAGCGAGCCUCCUGGGCCCAUUGACAACAGCAGGAUUGCUCAGGUCAAAGGCAGUGGCCAUAUCCAGCUAAAGCAGGGGGCUGAUUAUGGGCAGAUUUCCGAGGAGACCUGGACCUAUCUGAACAGCCUGUAUGGGGGUGGCCCUGAGAUCGCCAUCCGGCAGAGUGUAGCCCAGCUCCCAGACCCAGAGAGCCUGCAUGGAGAACAAAAGAUUGAGGCUGAGACCCGGGCUGUGUGACUUGGGCCAGGCUGAGUGGCUAUGGCUGGCCCUCCUCCCUCUCCAGACAGCCCUGCGUCCCUCUGAAGGCUGCGUCCUGCUGAGUGUCCGUUGUCCCUGAAGGCUGGUACCUGCCAUUCCCCGAGGGUGUGUCUGUGCCCUGCAGCUGCGCUGCUGUGUGCCUGGUGCAGAGGCUAAGUGCGGCUGGUCCGUCUGCCAUGAGAGAUGCUGGGCUGGGAAAUAUAUUCUCUCAGACUUGGA